ACAAAGCUGGUGACAGAGCUGCUCUGUCCAUGAGCUGCAGCAAUGGGUGCUGCAGGCAGCUCCCCGGGGGCCAUCGGGAGCAGGAAGGCUUUCCUGCAUGGGGAGGAAGGCCAGCUUUGGCCUCAGACAAAGGCAGGGGAGCUCAGCAUGACAGAUGUCUCUGCUUUCUCCUCUCAGUUCAGAGCAAGAGGAAUCUGCCCCCUCGGUCAGGGAAAGAAAACGCUCCACACAGGCUCAGCUCACUGCAGGCGUGUUCACGGUGUCCCCUUGCUCCGGCUCCGUCGGUCCUGGGGGCCAGCAGAAGAUCACAGUGGAUUGCAGCCCAGGAGCAGAGGGGAAAUGCGAGGAGCAGCUGUACAUUGACAUCAGCAACAGAGACCCCAAGGACAAUCCCCUCGGCAUUCCCUUUACCCUGACUGCCGAGUCCUGCCUCCCAGCGCUUGUUGAAGACGUCACGUCCAUCUUUGAGCAGUACCCGAUCCACAGCAACGUCAAUCUCCGCCAGACGUUACAGUCGGUGCAAGGCAACGGUGUGUUCAUCAGAGAUGAUAACAAAUUCAUCUUCACUAAAGUUCAGGUUGGGCAACGGGCCACGGCUCGCUUCAAGAUCUCUAAUGGCAGCAGUGUCCCAUGUGACGUGGUCCUCUCCAUCAAAGCCUUGCCUGGAGAGCCUCACAGCCUCAUCAGCAACAUCUUCAAGCUGGAUCCUGUCGAGAUGAGCAUUCCUGGCUUAUCCCACGCCUUUGCUACAGUGACCUUCACUCCAGAACAAAAGGAGGACUACCAGUGCACUUUCACAGCUUCCCUUGUUAGCCCAAAAAGCAGCUCUGUGAAGACAAAACCCCAACAGCUGACCUUCACUGUCAGUGGAGAGGGGCACGUGCCUCAGGUGACAGUCGAGUGCCCGGGCCUUCGGAGUAAGAGAGGAACCCCUGUGCUGCGCUUCAGGAGGCUCCUGCUGGGGGAUUCACAGACACUCCCCCUGGUCCUUCGUAACAAUGGCAUCAUACCCACAAAGUUCACAGUUCAUAUCAUGGACGACAAGGGAGUUUUCUUUAUGAAAGGCAGGCAGUCCGCACUCCGUGCCUUCCACAUUGCAGACAUGGAAAAGGACUCCACUGGAAAAGCCAAGAAGCGUCCCGAGAAGCCUUACCUGCUCCUGGAACACGGGCAAUCAGCAGAGUUUGACGUGUUUUUCAAACCCACCCUGGCACAACGUCUGGAAGGGAAGAUCCGUGUGCCAGUGUCAGGCAACAGUGAGAUCGACAUAGAGCUGGUGGGUGAAGGCCACAAUGAUGACUUCACCCUUGAUAACCUCCCUGGACUAGCAGAAGACAGCCAGGAGAGCAAUGCUGAGGACAAUCUGGAGGACGACAUCAUUGAGGCUGUCAGAGCGAAUCACAUAAAGUUUAGGGAUUGUGCAGUCAGGGAGCUCUGCGACAAGACCUUCACAGUCACCAACCGCAGCAAGGAGGAGGUGAUGUGGUUUGAGUGGCUGCUGGCAGAUGCCCUGUUCCAGUUCUCCCCCAAGGUGAGCUGGGACAGCCCUGCCUUUCUCAGUUGCUCAGGCGCUUUCCUGGUGUUCCUGGGAGCUGGCAGGGAGUCACCACAUUCCAGUGAGAGCCCGUUCCAGUGCCAUGCAUGAGAUGCAAUCCCUGUCUUUGCUGGGGCAGGGCUGUCAGCCCAGCAGAAAAGGCUCCGCGUUCUGGGAGGUGGCACCUUCUGUUCAUAUUUUGCUCUGUCAAAUCUCACAUAAAUCCUCACUGAGGUGCUGAUUCCCAGCACAGCUGCUCGCCAUAUCAGUCCCUUUUGCUGUCAGUGCUGCCCUUGCCAGUGAUUCCAGUUUGGUCUUGACUCUCUGGUUCUCCCUAGGUGGGACACUGUUGGAGGAAAUAAAGAUGAAUGGGAACGAUACGAAGCCUGGAGAAAAAUAUAUAAUCCCUGAAUGGACUCUAAUAUACCGGAUUUGACCUCUGAUACUGAUUAUGACACUUUCUGGAUGUGACAGUUGUACCCCAGUUAUCCCCGGUUGAUUGUUGUGCUGUUCUAAUGUUAUAUGUACCCCCAGUUGUUGUUUUUAAAUUUAUCCACCAUAUUGUCCCCUUCUUCUUCCCUCAGUUUUCCCGCCUUUUCCCUGUUUUCCCGCUCCUCUGCCUGCCAUUGGUCAGAGUUUGGUGCAGUGCAGAGGUAGCUCUCAUUGGUCCUUUCCCCCGGUGAUGCCUGGACUCCUCCCCUCUUUGCCCAGUUGCCCAAUCACCAUGUUCCCCAAGUUGUCAGUCUCAUGCUCCUCCCUAACCCAAGUUCCACCCCUCAUCCAACCCUAUAUAAGUUGUUGUCCCCCUAAUAAACUUCGGCAUUGC
Messenger RNA from Pipra filicauda (Wire-tailed manakin), 2360 nucleotides. RefSeq names its product hydrocephalus-inducing protein-like. The transcript has 8 exons. Gene Ontology annotation, biological process: axonemal central apparatus assembly; cilium movement. NCBI's taxonomy places the organism in Eukaryota, Metazoa, Chordata, Aves, Passeriformes, Pipridae. The coding region runs from base 155 to 1645 and encodes 496 amino acids. The record is from RefSeq and is a predicted model, not a curated record. Gene Ontology annotation, cellular component: axoneme.